Amblyraja radiata (thorny skate) is the source of this 4007-nucleotide messenger RNA. RefSeq names its product protein phosphatase 3, catalytic subunit, gamma isozyme, b (gene ppp3ccb). Bases 57 to 1760 code for a protein of 567 amino acids. Gene Ontology annotation, biological process: calcineurin-mediated signaling. Lineage: Eukaryota; Metazoa; Chordata; Chondrichthyes; Rajiformes; Rajidae. The transcript has 14 exons. The record is from RefSeq and is a predicted model, not a curated record. Gene Ontology annotation, molecular function: calmodulin-dependent protein phosphatase activity.
CCCGGCGGGCGUCGCGCGGCGCGAGGGGCGGAGCCUGGCUGCCCGUUCACCGAGACAUGGCGGCGGCUUCGGAGGCGAGGAGCGCUCCCCUGCCCACCGUCGAGAGGGUGAUGAAAGCUGUUCCCUUACCACCAGUUCGCCGCUUGACCUUGCAGGAUAUUUACUUUGAUGGCAAACCCAGGUUCGAUAUCCUCAAAGCUCAUUUCAUUAAAGAAGGGCGGCUGGAGGAGGAAGCUGCCAUCAAGAUCAUAGAAGAUGGAGCUGCUGUCUUUCGCAAAGAGAGGACUCUGAUUGAGGUGGACGCACCUGUCACAGUUUGUGGUGACAUCCAUGGUCAGUUCUUUGACUUGAUGAAGCUGUUUGAAAUUGGUGGAGCGCCCAGCAGCACACAGUAUUUAUUCCUUGGCGAUUAUGUGGAUCGGGGCUAUUUCAGCGUUGAGUGUGUGCUGCUUCUCUGGGUCCUGAAGAUUCACCAUGCAACCACGUUGUUCCUGCUCCGGGGGAACCAUGAGUGCAGACACCUCACUGAGUACUUCACGUUCAAACAAGAGUGCAGAAUCAAGUACUCAGACCAACUCUACAAUGUCUGCAUGGGUGCGUUUGACUGCCUGCCUCUGGCUGCCCUCGUAAAUCAUCAGUUCCUCUGCUUGCACGGGGGCCUGUCACCGGACAUCCACAGUCUAGAUGACAUUAGGAGAUUAGACAGAUUUAAAGAGCCACCAGCCUUUGGUCCCAUGUGUGAUAUGCUGUGGUCGGACCCAACCGAGGACUAUGGCAGCGAGAAGACUCCAGAUCACUUCAGUCACAACACUGUACGAGGCUGCUCCUACUUCUUUAGUUAUGCCGCAGUUUGUAAAUUUUUGCAACACAACAACUUGUUAUCAGUAAUCCGUGCACACGAGGCUCAGGACGCUGGAUAUCGAAUGUAUAGGAAAAACCAGGCGACUGGCUUCCCAUCAUUAAUAACGAUAUUUUCUGCACCAAAUUAUCUGGAUGUCUAUAAUAACAAAGCUGCUGUAUUGAAAUAUGAAAAUAAUGUGAUGAAUAUUAGGCAGUUUAACUGCUCCCCACACCCCUACUGGCUGCCAAACUUCAUGGAUGUCUUCUCCUGGUCUCUGCCAUUUGUUGGUGAGAAAGUUACAGACAUGUUGGUUAGUAUCCUCAACGUCUGCUCCGAUGACGAGCUCUUGGAUGAGGAUGAUGCAGCUCAACAUGAUCGCAAGGAAGUCAUCAAGAAUAAGAUCCGUGCGAUCGGCAAGAUGGCCAGGGUCUUCGCAGUGCUCAGAGAGGAACAUGAAAAUGUGCUGACGUUGAAAGGCUUGACGCCAUCCGGCAACCUGCCGCUCGGUGCCCUGACAGGAGGGAGACCGAGCCUGGAGCAAGCUUUAACUGAAGCAACCACUACCCCCACUAAGGGAAAAGGUCCUAUCUCGGCUAUCAGCUUUGAACAGGCCAGAGGUUUGGACCGUGUUAAUGAAAGGAUGCCACCACGCAAGGCAACGAAAGAGAAGACUACGGGUCUGGCAACACCCCAGGGUCAUUCGCAGACCGCAAGUCAGUCUUGGAUUCAGUCUCGGAUGCAGAAGCAGGGCAGCCAGUCCUCAGCCAGCCCGCCAAAGUCAGCCCACACAGAUUCUUCUUCCGACCAGGUGUCAGAACGACCUACGACCGUGACCUCCCGCAGACAGCAAGCUCAGGCCACCGAACACAAGACACGUGAUAUGCCACCUCUCAAGUCUGACAAGGGGAAAGGCAAAUGAUAAUUGGCACAUUAACUGCUCACCCCAUCUCACAGGUGCAACAAGGGCCUAUUUAUUUAUUGUAACUGUUUGCAAGAUGGGAGUGUCUUGGAAUGCAAACCACUGACCAGCCCUUUGGUUCCAGCAAUCAACAGCGAAUGAUGCCAAGUUUGUGCGGGACGUCAGAAGAAGACCUCUGUCGGAUUGAAGGUCAUGGAGUGGGAGAUCCAUGGACCUCAUUAAGUUACCGGAAGAUCCUGGGUCAUUACUUACAACUUCCCGAUCGCUAUCUCCAGGGGGUUGGGGGUGAGGAUUGGUUUGGAUGUCAUCUUGAAUGGUUCCUUUGGCCUCCCCACCUACUUUUCAUCCACACCUUCCACAGCGGUACCUUGAUAAUUGCUCUCCUUGGACUAAAUCCUCAGGAUAGAAGAGUUGGUAGUGGCAGGAAUGAAAUCCUCACGUAGUCCCCAUUGCAAACACCCUUUUGGCAAUCCUGUGGUGCCAUUAUCUUCUACCCAUAUGGAGCAAGCAGUGUUUCCUUCACCAAUCCCCACACCUGUGAAUUCACCUGGAUUAAGGAACUUAUUGUCACUCAUGAGCCUGUCCAUUUCUCCAUUACACCGCCACUCUUUCAGUAUUUGAAUACCUCAGCCGUCCUGUUUGUUCACAACCCAAUCACAAGGUUACAUGAUCCCAGGCUGUGAAUCCAUGAGAUUUUUAGCUGAAGUGUUAGAAGCCCAGAGGGUGGACCAGAAGUUCAUGCCAGGCUUUUGUUUCACUCGGAUUUUUAAUGAACAAUAUUUUUUUUAAAUAUACUUGCACGGUCCUCCACUCUUGAUCCUUCAUUACGGAGUGAGUGAAUCCAUCGCCUGUUCACAUGAGAGCACCAGACUCAGGGGACUAUCUGGGAGAAGAAAGAGCAAGUUCUGGUGCUUAAAGGUCUCUGUCAGCAAAGGGAAUUGAAAUACUCAUUGUGCCCUUAUUAUUUCAAGGGUUGGGCUGUGUUGCUUUUUAUUAAUGUAUCUCUGAUAUUAUCAGCUUAUGUUUAGCUUCCCAGCAGAGAGGGGUGGACAUGGCCUCUGGAGGGAGAUGCACCAGUGAACUAGGUUAACAUGUUAGUUUUACAUCUUGCUCUCUCGGUGGUCUGGUUUGAUCUCGAGCUCAUCUGCAAAGGGGGAACGGUUCUCUCAGUCUCCCAUCUGAGCAGUGGCAGCCAGGGAGGUGUGCUGAUUUCACCUGACAGGUGGUUGCUCUUGUGCUCAGUCUGUGCAACUUUACCAGCACUGUUACAGCUGACGAGCAUGUUAGUCAAUGUGGUGGUAUCAGUGUAUUCCUUCAUUGAGGUGACUGUCAGUGAGCUGAUUAAUACCUGUUUAAAGAUCCCAUCCUUGCUGCCUGGCAGUGAAGCGAUGGCCAUCAACUGCUUUCACUUUUGUUGUAUUUAAUUAUGCAAAGUUGCAUCGCGGCAUCCCUUGACUUACGCUGACAAAGCUGCGUUUACAUCGUGCCCAGUCCUGCUGCAGUUCAUCUGACCCAAGACCCAGCAACUAUUCCAAUCAUUGACCUGUUUCUAAACCUGGGUCUGCAUGUUUGCUUGCUGUUGAGAUAAGGAGAUCAUAAAUUGAUACCAACAGAGCUUUGAUCUUUUGUUUUCCCUGUCAUAGCAAAUGCACAAAGACUUCAUUCAAGUGCAGCUCUUGGCCCAGCCUUAGAGUCCCCCCCCCCCCCCCCAAAUAACGACUACUGUUCACUGCCACUACCAAGAUUAAAUUAAUGGCUAAAUUCACUUAAAACAUCUUCCACUUCCACCCUACUCCCUAAAACGAUGUCUAAGAUGGGCUUCAAGGUCUAAUUUAAAGUGCGGGUUUAAACACUCAUAGGGACUGAUCAGUUCAUAAUCUUAGGCUGAAAUUUGGAAUCUCCUCAGGAAUAAUUCACACUGGUGCGGUGGGACCCUUCAGGGAACCUGAACCAAUCUCAAACUCUUGGCUUCCAAUUCAUCAAGAACGUGAUCUAUUUCUGCUGUUUUUUUUAAAAGGAAGAGUUCUACUGUUUGCAGAAUUUUUAAAUGUGCAGCAGUCGUUCUUGGGGUUGAAAUGUCGACUCCCCUCUGGAGAGCAACGCUGCAUAAAUACUGUUGUUUAAAAAGUGUUUCAUUAACUUGUUUUUUUUUUUGUAAGUACUAAAAAUCUGGAACCGUUUCUAAUUUAGCACAGCAAUAAGAUUUUUCUUGUAACAAAAUGUGCAUUAAAAAUAUGUUUGGUUUAA